AUAAUCACUGGGUCGCAUGUCGUCACUGGCAACUAGAAGCUCACACAACGCCAAGCGCAGAAAUGUUGCUCCGUCGCGUUCGAACAACCCUCGCCGCCGCGCGCUAUUUCUCUGCGGUGGCGGCAGUGGCGGCGAAGCCCGCAACCACUGGCGGCGCCCCCAUCGCCGCCACGAACUCCGCCGGACGAGACACGCUGGGAAGACGACUUUUGAGCCUCGUGUACGCCAAACGCAGCGCCGUGAUCGCAAUACGGAAAUGGAAAGAGGAAGGGCACGUAGUCCGAAAGUACGAGCUCAAUCGCAUCGUUCGCGAGCUCCGAAAGCACAAGCGCUUCAAGCACGCCCUCGAGAUAUGUGAAUGGAUGAAAAUACAAGGUGACAUCAAGCUGCAACCGGGAGAUUAUGCGGUUCAUUUGGACUUGAUUGCAAAAGUUCGUGGUCUAAGUAGUGCAGAAAAGUUUUUCGAAGAUCUUCCCGAUGGACUGAAAGGCCAGCCUACCUGUACUUCUCUUCUCCACACCUAUGUCCAGCACAAGGAAUCUUCUAAAGCUGAGGCUCUUAUGGAAAAAAUGUCUGAAUGUGGUUUCUUGAAAUACCCUCUUCCUUAUAACCACAUGCUUUCUCUGUACAUCUCCCAGGGCCAAUUAGACAAGGUUCCUGCAGUGAUUCAAGAUUUGAAGAAGAACACUUCACCGGAUGUGGUCACUUACAAUCUGUGGCUAACUUCCUGUGCCUCACAGAAUGAUGUUGAGGCUGCAGAGAAGAUCUUUCUCGAGCUAAAGAAGGCGAAAAUAGAUCCGGACUGGGUUACAUACAGCACUUUAAGCAGCUUGUACAUAAGAAAAUUGUUGUUUGAUAAAGCAAAACCUACUUUGAAGGAAAUGGAGGAGAGGACUUUUCGAAAAUUUCGUGUUGCUUAUUCCUCCCUCCUUAGUCUGCAUACAAACAUAGGAAGCAAGGAUGAGGUGAACCGGAUAUGGAAAAAGAUGAAAUCAACAUUCCUGAAAAUGAAUGAUGCAGAGUAUAAUUGCAUGAUAUCUUCUCUCCUAAAACUCAAUGAAUUUGAGGAAGCUGAGAAAAUCUAUACCGAGUGGGAAUCUGUUUCUGGCAGUGGUGAUUCUAGGGUUUCAAACUUACUUCUUGCAUUUUACAUCAACAAAAAAGAGAUGGAAUUGGCGGAGAAUUUUUACAAUCGGAUGGUUCAAAGAGGGAUCAAACCAAGUUACACCACGUGGGAGCUUCUCACCUGGGGCUAUUUGAAACAAAAACAGACGGAUAAAGUUUUGGAUUGUUUCAAGAAAGCUGUUGGUAGUGUGAAGAAAUGGGAACCCGAUGAGAAAAUCAUUCGAGAAGUAUUUAGGAACCUUGAAGAGCAAGGCAACGUUGAUGGGGCAGAGCAGUUGUUGGUCACCCUUCGAAAGGCUGGCCAUUUGAAUACAGAAGUCUAUAACUUGCUUUUGCGUACUUACGUCAAAGCUGGUAAGAUGCCACUUAUAGUUGCAGAACGCAUGAAGAUGGACAAAGUUGAGUUGGAUGAUGAGACCCAUAAGCUUAUGAAAUUAACUAGUAAAAUGUGUGUAAGUGAAGUUUCAAUUUGUAUUUCUUAAGCAUGGCAUGUAAAUGAUAUGCUCUGACCUUAGAAUUAAUAUCCUGUUUUUCAGUUUAGUUGGAAUCUCUGUGUGAUUUUGUUUCGAUUUUGUUGCGAAGAGAAAUGCUUCAUCUGCUUUUUGUGUAUCACUUACCGAUCAAAUACGACUGCAAUGCAAACUUGAUGACAAAGAAGGAUGAUGAUUGGUGU
Messenger RNA from Camellia sinensis, 1798 nucleotides. Its product is annotated as Pentatricopeptide repeat (PPR) superfamily protein. The record is from RefSeq and is a predicted model, not a curated record. Gene Ontology annotation, cellular component: mitochondrion. Lineage: Eukaryota; Viridiplantae; Streptophyta; Magnoliopsida; Ericales; Theaceae. Gene Ontology annotation, molecular function: protein binding.